Messenger RNA from Triplophysa rosa, 5893 nucleotides. RefSeq names its product transcription activation suppressor a (gene tasora). Gene Ontology annotation, cellular component: heterochromatin; nucleoplasm. Gene Ontology annotation, molecular function: chromatin binding. NCBI's taxonomy places the organism in Eukaryota, Metazoa, Chordata, Actinopteri, Cypriniformes, Nemacheilidae. Gene Ontology annotation, biological process: protein localization to heterochromatin; negative regulation of gene expression, epigenetic. The transcript is spliced from 23 exons. The record is from RefSeq and is a predicted model, not a curated record. Bases 149 to 5611 code for a protein of 1820 amino acids.
CCGCUCACACAUGGCGAGCGUGAGUAUGCUUGUGUAUAUGUGUGGGUAAGCGCGUGCACAAGAUAUCAGCACUGCGCUGCCUGAGAUUGACACUGCUGCGAGGAGAAUCCACGUACACUUAUGUUUGGAGCUCUUAAAUAAACUAGCAAUGGAGCAUCGAGGAGUGAAACUGAGCGAUAAAGGCACUACGUCUGCGCUUCAAUGGAGCCAAAAUGGCGGCGGUGAGGAAGAGUUUGGAUGCGCGGACGGUCCCGAUGAAGAAAGACAGGCUGCAAAACCAGCCGAAGAUCCGACACGAACCUUUCACAUUCCGCGAAAGAGCAGAGAGAAGAGAGCUCUAUUUCAGUAUGUGUCAACAGACUCGAGAGAGUUUGCCGACAUACUGCAGAUCCUUACUUCAAGUUACAAGGAUUCCUUGUCCAUUGGGACAUUUGUGUACUCCAAGCCCCGCCUGAUCCACAAUGAGCUACUGGAGAAAGAUUUCAUGGAAAAAAGAAGAGAACUCAAGCAAGAUGGUCGAACAGAGAAAGAGCUCUCCGAAACUUUCUGUUUCCUGCUCUGUGAUGCUCAAAAGAUCUCAGCAGUGUGUGAGAGAGGUGUGUCUGUCGGCAGCAGUUGGAUGAACACUCUGGGGAACCCAUCCAAAGGUGUAUAUCUAUGUCAGUUCUCUGAUUUACUCCAAAUUGCCCCCUUGGAGCCCGGAUCUACAGGAAAUAUCAUCAUCUUUAAAGUUAUAAAGGGUAAAGUGAAGAGUGUACAUGAGUCUAUGUCCAGAGGUAUGGAUCCUACACCGAAAUUUGACAGCCACUUCUCCAAGAACGCAACUCGAGUGACGUCCCUACAGUCGUAUAAGUCAUUUGAGUAUACCCAGCAAUACUUCUACGAGUAUGUGGACUUCGAUAUUUCCUCCAGACCGAGGCAUGUGCGACCGUACGCUGUGGUCUCUUAUCAGUUACAAAGAAAAGAAGCUUCAGCAGCCCCUAAGCCGCUGCCCCCUAUCAGGUCCAACAGUCUUUCAUCAGGGACAAGCAGAGGCAGGCGCAGCUACACAGUGUGGCGGGGACAAUUUGUAAACGGAGGCAAGGAAGUGUAUCAGGCUUGCCUUCGAUCUCACUCUCAACCUUUUCUGCCCUACAAACUACCAGAGAAAAUUGAGAUUGGUAAAGUCAUGAGACUGGAGCAGGUGAAACAGGACAUCCCGUCUCCGCUCUUCUCCUGGAAGCUUUACACAGGCAGUCACGAAGUCUGUAAGAGUGGCGUGUACUGCAGUAUGUUUGAAGUGGUGGAGAAAGACAAGUCUCCCAAGAGUUUGAAUGCAUUACUACAGAAACUAGAGGAAGAGGGUCUGGUGUUGGUGAAUAUGCUGAACAACAGGGGUUUUCUCUUUCUGCUCUCUGCCAACCAGAUGGCCAACUCGAGCGAGCGACAAGGCAGUUGGACAGCAUCAUGUAUGCAUGCUCUUUUCAUUUACAGUGAGAAGCGUGACCUGAUAAAAAACUCGACAAAUCUCCCUGACGCCUGCAGACCUCUGUCCUCUGUGCUGUGUGAUCCCAUCAUCCCCCAGCAUGAUUCCUUUAUCUCUGCCCUCCACUACGCCCUGAGUAAAUCCCGAAGCAACCCUCCCGCUGACCCCAGCACUGUCGUUGAGCAGCAUAUUUAUGACUACCUGAAAAACCUCCAGGAAGGCAAAGUCCUGCAGCGCAUUAGGACAGACUACAAAACUACAUUGGACAUCAGGGAAACUGUGUUCCCCGCUCCCAAAAAGAAGUCAAACUGGGAAAGCUUCAUGCGGCCCUACAUCUACAACCCAGCCAUGUUCACGAUGAUUCUGGAGAGAGUGAAGAAGAAAGUGGAGGAGCUCCGAGUUCAGACCGAACUGAGCGCAGUGCAAUCGGACCCUCACAAUGACCCGGAGAAAGUGAAAGAGCUAUUGAAACUCAUUCAGAUGAAGAGGAACUCGAAGGAAAAGUUAUCUUCUGCAGGUGAAAUAGGAAGUCCAGCGGUAGUGGAGGACGCCUGCGUGCUAAAGAGGAAGAUGGAGGUGGAUACUCACGAAGGAAACUCAAAGCGUCAUAGAAAUCAACUCGAGGAGCUCAGAGAAGGUAAAAGGAAUGAGAGGCCAUUCGGUUCAUCUUUAGCCAAUGUUCUGAACACCGUCGGCCUUCAGGACACAGACCUCAGGAAGGACAAAACUCAGGGUGCGCUGAAAAUCAUGGAGAUGCUAGACAGCUUGGGAAAGACGAGUCUCGACACAGAUCUGCGCAGGGAGAAGGCUCAGGGGACGCUGGAGGUCAUUAAGUUGAUAGACAACCUGACUCAAGGCACAACAGAGUUACCCAGAAACAGAGACGACAUGGAGGCGACAGACAUUUCUGACUCGGCACUGUUUGACAGCAUGUUAAGACUCGGUCUCCCCACUGACCGUGACAUUGACCUGAGAAGACCGUUCGCUGAUGAUGGACCAGAGAGGACUGACUGUCUCGAGGAGACCUCUGGAAGCUUGAGUAGUUUAGAAGCAUUUAGCCCAUGCUCCGAUUCUGGUGGACAGCAGCGUGGUGUCAACCUGCUUGGGGAAAAGACAAUCCCAUGGGUACUAAUACCCAUCACAGGUCUAAAAGCAGAGAGAUAUUCCCAGAGAAAGAUGGAAUAUCCUGAAGAUCCACGUUUCCUUCAGAGUCCAACAGUCUCUACACACACCACACCGGACAUAAAGGAUCUUUCACCACCCUACCAGCCCGACAGCAGCAACAUUUUUGCUGACGUAGAUGUGCAGACAGUGGAAGAGAUCGAGUCAUCUGCUGCAGCCGUAUUUACUGACUGUCCUGCAGAUGCUGGGCCACAGUUGAAUGCCGUUGACCACAUAGUCGAUGAGUUGAUCUCUGGCUUUUCCACCAAGGUUGAAGAGCUUUUGAGGGACAAACGCAUUUAUUACGUUUCCUGCUCAAGCACUCAGAGCCCUCGGGAACCACCCCAGAGACCCGUUCCACCUCUCUCUGAAUACAUCUCCGACUUCAACACCCCGCUUCCAAUCAAUAACUACAUCAGCUCCUUCCAUGACAGUCUGAUGUUGUUCAUAGACUCGCAGCAAGUGAAACUGCACAACACAGCUUCAGAAGAUGUGUCGUCUUCCUCUACUAAAGAAGUUUCAAAUACUCCUGUGUCAUUCCCCAACCUUGUGAAUUCUUGCGUUUCCUCGUCUUUACCCCCUAAACCCAGCCAAUCCCCUACUAGCACUCCACCUGCCCCAGUGACACAACCACGCCAUCAGUCAAGUCCACCUCACCGAGACGUUCACCAUCUACCCCAUAAAGUGAGGGAUUUAGACCGGGACGCUGUGACACAAGAUAUACCGGAAGUAAACACCCCUCCCGAGUCAAGUCAGGCCAGUGGGUUACGUAAUUUGGACAGCAGUUCAGCCCCAGAGACGACAGCCGCUGUGGAGGAGCAAGCGGUGAGCACUGCGAUGAAGAGUGAAGAUGUGUCGAUAGAACACACGCAUUCUGCCAUCAGCAGCAUCAUUGAUCGGUUGCAGCCAGAGGUGAUCAGUAACCUGGUGGAGAUCAUUAAAGGAGUGCAGAAGAACGCAGUUUACUUCUACCUCCAUUCCCCGGAUGAGGAGGAGAGUGAUGUCUGUUGGGAAAUAAAGGAAUAUUUGAAGAAGCUAGGCAAUAUGGAGUGUAGUCCUCAUAGCUUCCUUGAAAAAAGCAUUGGUCCAGAUAAACUGUUGGUCAUCAUUCAGAAUAUGGAUAUCGCUGCACAGGUUCAUAAGAUACCUGCUUUAGUCUCCUUGAAGAAGCAUCCGUCUGUGAGCUUUGCUGGCGUUGAUAACCAUAGUGACAUUCAAAACCACACCUAUAAUGAGCUCUUCCAGUCUGGAGGUUUAAUUGUUUCAGAUGAACAUGUGCUGAACCCUGAUGUCAUCACAGCAGAGAAACUUGGAGACAUCCUUGAGUACCUUGAGCAGCUCAACUCUCCGCAGAGCCCCUGGAGAUGGAGGAUACACUUUAAAUCUCACAAGAAACUCAGAGAGAAAAGCAGACUCACAUGCGAGGCCUUAAGUUUGUAUGAGAUUCUCACUGCUUACGAGAAGAGACACAUAGUUGAAAUCCUGUCGUAUCACUCCUGUGAUGCUCCGUCACGCAGAGCGCCUGACCUGGACUGUCUAGUAGAUCUACAAGCAAGAUUCAUCAAACAACGGCACCUGAUAUUCCUGACAGGCUGCCGAUUUGAGAUGUUCCCUCACUACUCAAGCAGUGGUAUCGCAAUUGCCAACGUGGAUGAUAUAAAGUCCAUAGUAAGCAGUUUAACCGGUGGCAUCAGUGAAAAGAUGGAGAGGAUCCCAUCUGCUGAGAUUUCCUCUACCCCUGCUCCAACAUCAUUGAUAGAAGAUAGCAUGCCCAAAGACUCCUCAGAGGACUCUACGAGAGUAUCUGUACCAUCUGAGAAAAUCCAAGUUGAUACAGAACAGCACCCAUUUCUGACGACUGAGUCGUACUCUUGUGUCUCUGAAUCCUCUGUUCAGGACCAACCUUUGCCCUCAACAACCAGUGAGACCGAAGAGAAUUUUGAUUUUAAGGCUCUCAGCGAAGCAAUUUCACAGUUCAAGGCAUCCAGGAUGCAAGGAAAAUCUGAUGCAGGUGAAACGGCACAACAUUCCUUUAGAGUCUAUCCUCAUCAGAGCUUUUUGAGUCACGAUUUGACCGAUUCCUGUCCUCUGUACUCCUCUCAAAACAAUGUUUUGUCCAGUACUGCCUUUGAGACACUUGGCUCUCAUACUGAAAGCCAGAUCCAGUCAGCUGGCGACUGUGAUGAGCUCAGCCCUGUUCUGGAAUCAGGCGUCAAAGAAUUUACUGGUGCUCAGUCGAGCUGCUCUUCUGUUUAUGGGAAUGAAGAAAUUACGACUUCUGCUUCGUCUCCUGUUAAAGUCAACGGUGAGGUGCAAGAAGGAACAGCUUGCAGGAGCGAACCAACACCUAUGGCCAUGUCCUUCACAGCGGCUGAGAACAUCAGCAGUGUGUCUGACCAUUUCAAACCUUGGGAGAACUCUGGCGCUGUCAACUGUUCCACGGACACUUGGUCAGGCACAACGAAUAGCGGGAGCCAAAGUGACCAAGACUCCAAAGAAAGAGCCGUUACAGCUCAGGGCAACACCAGUUCUUCUGAACCAACCAAUAAGGACAAACAUGGGAAAAGUAGCUUCCCUCCCAGAACUGGCAAUUCCGGAUUCGGCAUGGAUCGUUUUAAUUCAGUGAGUCAAAUUGCGUUGCAGGGAGGUAGCUUAAUUCCGACACCACACAGAUCCACGGUUGCGAACUGCCCUAGAUUUAUAUCCCCCAAUGGUGCUAUUGGACUGGGACAUCCUCUGCUGAACUGCAACGUUCCCAACACCCUUGGAGUUGUACCUGUCUUGGGAGGUCUCUUGCCAAAUCCUAACAUCCAAAUGGCAUGGAACAGUUUAGCUCAAGGGUCAGCAUCAGGCUUUUGGGGUGCACAGCGUGGCAUCGAUUUACAGCAGAUGCAGAGAGCUCAGUUUCUCCAGACUUGGCAUGGAAAUCCUGGAUUCCAAGGAAACGGUUUUCAUAACAAUAGGGGAGGCUUCAGUGGCUGGUGAAGGAUUGAAAGCAUGUAGAUAGUUUUCAUAUUGUUGUGAAAGUCUCUCUUUUUAUUCAAUGCGAGAAUAUCUCAAAUUUCCAGGUUUUUACAACAAGCUUAAGGAAUAAUUUCAAUUUUUUUUGGAGAACAUUAUAUUUGCAUUUUGCAAGCUUUUUGGUUAGACUAAUAAUAUUGGUUAUUUUUUCACAACACUACAGUCAGGAGUCUCUGUAGGGCCCUGGUUUUAAUUUUAUUUUUAUAAUAACACUGGAAACUUACAUUAAACACAACUUUAAAUGUC